Salvia miltiorrhiza (redroot sage) is the source of this 3295-nucleotide messenger RNA. Its product is annotated as nuclear poly(A) polymerase 1. Gene Ontology annotation, cellular component: nucleus. Bases 871 to 3054 code for a protein of 727 amino acids. The transcript has 12 exons. Lineage: Eukaryota; Viridiplantae; Streptophyta; Magnoliopsida; Lamiales; Lamiaceae. Gene Ontology annotation, molecular function: poly(A) RNA polymerase activity; RNA binding. The record is from RefSeq and is a predicted model, not a curated record.
UAUUUUAAUUAGAAUAUAACUGCAUAAUAAUAAGAGGCGUGGUUUAAUAAAUUUAAUUUUAACCUAGUUUCGUAAUAUUUUCACCUAAAAAGUCUUUACCGACGUUUCCUAUAAUAUUACCCCGGUUUUGUCCCUUCUUUUCUGACUUAUUUAUACUUAUUAUUUAUUUAUUUAUUAUUAUUUGCUCGUCACCAAUUAUUUGUGCAUAUUUCUCCGAUUAUUAUCUCCGCCUUCCCGCACUCGCCGACUCUCCUCCUGUAAGCGCUCUCUCUCUCAUCCCUUCUCUCUCUCCGCACACACACAUGAGCAUGCGCAGUUAAAAUAUUGGUGCAAUUGUUUCCCAGUUGUGGAUAACUCCAGGGUUUUGAUUGAUUUUAGGGAUUUAUACUGUUUCCAGAGGACCCAAAGGCCUCAUCGAGAACGAAAUCCAGAAAAAAAGAAAAAGAAAAAAGAAAAAAAAAAUCGAAUACCGGGGUAUCGCUCGAUGUACUUUUGGGUUUUCAAUUUUAGUUACAGCAUAGUUGUAUUGUAGAGCGAGAAAAAUAGAGGGAGAGGUUUAUCUAUUACUUGCUUGUAUCUUUCUAAUCCCUUGUAGCAUAUCUGGAAUUCAAUAAAAAGAUUGAGGAAUACUGUUUUUUAUUUUUAUUUUUUCAGUUGAUUGAUUGUUCGAUAAACUAAUCGUUGUUUAUGUUUUGAUGAGAGUUGAAUGUUAACUGUUAUUGGAAAUAAGAAAGAGAGAUUUCUGUUGUUAUUUUUCUUUAUUAUUUUCCUUUUGAUGUUUUGAGAGUGAGAAAAAAGAAAAAGAAAAGAGAAACAAACAUAAAAGCAAAGUGAAGGAACUGUGUUGAAUUGUUGAGAAGGGUAUAGUUAAUGGGUAGCCCUGGAUCAAGUGCUUUGGCUACUGCAACUCGUGUUGGAUUAUCCGAGCCCAUCUCGACUGGCGGCCCUUCAGAAUCUGAUGUUUCUAAGACUCGCGAGUUAGAAAAGUUUCUUGUAGAUGCGGGAUUGUAUGAAAGUCAUGAAGAAGCUAUCAAAAGAGAGGAAGUUCUUGGUAGAUUAGACCAGAUUGUCAAGACAUGGGUGAAGAAUAUUAGCCGUGUUAGAGGUUAUAAUGGGUCGGUGAUCCAAGAGGCGAAUGCAAAGAUUUUCACAUUUGGUUCAUACCGGCUUGGUGUACAUGGCCCUGGUGCUGAUAUUGAUACCUUGUGCGUUGGGCCAAAAUAUGCCACUCGAAACGAAGACUUCUUUGGUGAACUUUACAGAAUGCUGUCAGAGAUGCAUGAAGUACAAGAGCUGCAUCCUGUACCAGAUGCUCACGUACCGGUGAUGAGGUUCAAGUUCAAUGGUGUCUCUAUAGAUCUACUUUAUGCAAAUGUGUCCCUGUGGAUUAUUCCUGAGGAUUUGGAUAUUUCACAAGAAUCUAUUCUACAAAAUGUGGAUGACCAGACUGUUCGUAGUCUCAAUGGUUGUAGAGUGACGGAUCAAAUAUUGCGCCUGGUCCCAAAUAUUCAGAGUUUUCGUACUACGCUGCGAUGUAUGAGGCUGUGGGCGAAGCGGCGUGGGGUUUAUUCAAAUGUUACUGGUUUCCUUGGUGGUAUCAAUUGGGCAUUGCUUGUUGCCCGCAUCUGCCAGCUGUACCCAAAUGCUCUGCCAAGCAUGUUGGUAUCCCGCUUUUUUAGAGUAUACAAUUUGUGGCGGUGGCCAAAUCCUGUGAUGCUGUGUCCAAUUCAAGAAGGAUCUUUAGGACUUUCCUUCUGGGAUCCUAGAAGAAAUUAUAAGGACAGAUCACACCUGAUGCCCAUAAUAACUCCUGCAUAUCCCUGCAUGAACUCUAGCUACAAUGUCUCAACAAGCACAUUGCGAGUCAUGAUGGAAGAAUUUCAUAGGGGAAAUGAAAUAUGCGAGGAAAUAGAAGCAAACAAGCUCAGCUGGGAGAAUCUCUUUGAGCCUUUUGCUUUCUUUGAAGCGUACAAAAAUUAUCUGCAGAUAGACAUAGCAGCAGAGACCGAUGAUGACUUGAUGAAUUGGAAAGGUUGGGUUGAGUCCAGGAAACGUUUGCUUACCUUGAAGAUUGAAAGGGACACGAAUGGGGUACUUCAGUGCCAUCCUCACCCUGGGGAAUUUUCAGAUAAAUCUAAGCCAUUUCACCAUAGUUAUUUCAUGGGGUUGCGGAGGAAGCAAGGUGCUAACCCUCAAGAAGCUCAACAGUUUGAUAUAAGGAUGACGGUCGAGGACUUUAAGCGCGAUGUAUAUGCAUACUCAUUCUGGAAGCCGGCAAUGUGUAUUCAUGUGUGCCAUGUUAAACGGAAGGACCUGCCCAUCUUUGUCUUUCCCGGUGGAAUCCGGCCAUCUCCCCCCACAAGAAGCUCUGAGAGUCGUACAAUUCUGAAAUCACUUGCAUCCUACCCUGUUCAACCUGAUGCUGCUGUGAGCAGGAAGAGGAGGAGACUAGAUGAAGCCAACAGAGGAACUAGCUUGACAGAGACUUCAAGCACUGGUGCAUGCAUCAGUGAUGCAACUUCGUUUGAUCAAAGAAUUUUAGAGACACAGAUCGAACCCGAUUAUAGUGCUCCCAAAAGUGAAGAGGGAGUUGCUGAGAACCUAUCUCUACAUGCCCAGGGAAUUCCAGGACUUGAUCAAAGCGAACGUGCUGCUGGACCUUCAGCUUCUGCUGGUGCUUUCCCUGCUCCAUUGGCAAUAGAGAAACACGUCACUGAGCAGCCUUCUGCACAGAUUCCUCUCACUCACCAGGAUUCUUCUGAAGUAUUCGAUGGGCUCGAAGGUUUGUUGAAGAGCGAGACCCAGAACAUUGCUGAGCCAGAAGGAGUAAAACAAUCAGAGUUCUUCCCUGACGAGCAAGUUGUAGAAGUAGCAAGUGCAGGGAAUGGCGCCACCUCCAUUAUUCAACCCAAGGCUGACUUAGAGGAGCUAGAGCCUCUGGAACUGCCCGUUGCAACUGCAAUCGCGUCUGCAUCCGCAAAAGUGCCAGCUCAGAAGCCGCUCAUCAGGUUCAGUUUCACCUCUUUGCCUAAGGCAACCGGCAACAGCGCAUGAGUCCGUGCAAUCAUGAUUGAGCGCGAGGAAGGGAUUUUGGGACGACGAGAGAGAGGGAGAGUGCUACGACGGAGGUCUUCGUCUUAUAUAAUAAAAUAUCGACAACUUCUUCCUUUUUUUUUUGAGCUUGGUGAUGGCGGUAUGAUGUUGUAAAUUAUACAGUUUCAACUGUGUUGCGGAAUAUGCUACCUUAUAAAUGCUAAGAUGAAAUCGAAUAAUUUUCAAAAUUGACUAUUCUUUA